Molecule: messenger RNA, 1674 nt
Organism: Cheilinus undulatus (humphead wrasse)
Lineage: Eukaryota; Metazoa; Chordata; Actinopteri; Labriformes; Labridae
Gene: rrm2b
Product: ribonucleotide reductase M2 b
Exons: 9
Coding region: 198-1262 (354 amino acids)
Biological process (GO): deoxyribonucleotide biosynthetic process
Cellular component (GO): cytosol
Molecular function (GO): ribonucleoside-diphosphate reductase activity, thioredoxin disulfide as acceptor
Source: RefSeq, a predicted model, not a curated record
CGUCGCCUAUGAGGUUUUGUAAUAGUGCAUUUCUGGUUUGGGCACAAGAGGCGCUGUCUCUAUGAGGCUUUCUGUUUAAAUGGUUUAUCCAACAAAGCACCAGCUGCAUUCAGGCAUUGGCAAGGUUAUGGCACAGAGCACCAGCUAGAACAACCAAAUUCAAUGACACCGGGGGGUAAAUACUGUCUUCGCAAGGGAUGGAUGUCACGAACAUAGACAAGCAGUCUUUUACUCUAAAUAAUACGACUGACUUUAGAGAGAAAGACCCAGACUGCAGAAAUGGGUCAACGACAGAAGAUGAACCGUUGCUCCGUGAGAACCCUAGACGGUUUGUUAUCUUUCCCAUUCAGUACCCCGACAUCUGGAAGAUGUACAAGCAAGCCCAGGCCUCGUUCUGGACGGUGGAAGAGGUUGAUCUUUCCAAAGAUUUGACACACUGGGAUCGUUUGAAACCUGAGGAAAAACACUUCAUCUCUCAUGUAUUGGCCUUCUUUGCUGCAAGUGAUGGCAUUGUCAACGAGAACCUGGUGCAAAGGUUCUGCCAGGAGGUCCAGGUGCCUGAAGCGCGCUCCUUCUACAGCUUUCAGAUUCUUAUAGAGACUGUUCACUCAGAGAUGUACAGCAUGCUCAUCAACACAUACAUCAGGGACUUGAGGGAGAGGGACUACUUAUUUAAUGCCAUUCAGACCAUGCCUUGUGUGAAGAGAAAAGCAGACUGGGCCCUCCAGUGGAUAAAUGACAGCAAAUCCACAUUUGGGGAGCGAAUCGUGGCUUUUGCAGCAGUGGAGGGCAUCUUCUUCUCUGGCUCAUUUGCUGCCAUCUAUUGGCUCAAAAAGAGAGGACUAAUGCCGGGCCUCACCUACUCCAAUGAGCUGAUUAGCAGGGAUGAGGGCUUGCACUGUAACUUUGCCUGCCUGCUGUACAGCUACCUGUUGAAAAAGCCAUCAGAGGACCGUGUGAAGGACAUCAUCACUAAAGCUGUUAGCAUUGAGCAGGAGUUUUUGACGGAAGCCUUACCGGUUGAUCUCAUUGGAAUCAACAGUUGUUUGAUGAAGCAGUACAUUGAGUUUGUGGCAGACCGGCUUCUCACUGACCUCGGACUAACUAAGGUUUACCAAGCAGAAAAUCCAUUUGACUUCAUGGAAUCCAUUUCAUUGGAGGGGAAAACCAACUUCUUCGAGAAACGAGUUGCAGAGUAUCAGAGAUUUGGAGUGAUGUCAAACAUGAUGGAGUGUGAAUUCACUCUGGAUGCAGACUUUUGAAACUAAGAUGUAGUGGUACAUAUUUGUUACAUUUUACUUAUUUAUUUCACUUUUUGUAUUGAGUUAUUUGUCAAAGCGUUAUUACCAUAUAAAUUACUAGUAAAAAAGUAGUACUAAAAAACAGCUGACAGCUUAAGGCUCCAGUUGUCGUCAACCACAAACAUCAUUUUGGCAGUAGGGUUUAAGAAUUACUCUUUGAGUAAAUACUCCUGCUGAUUGCUGUUUUUGACUUUUAAAGACCACACGACAGAUGGAACUGAAAUUGUGGUUGAACAUAAAUUGUAGGUGAGGUGACUGAAGUGUUAACUCUGUAUAUCAUGGGACAUUAGAAAUGGUUUAUAUCAAUACUGUUUUAUUGUGCAGGCAGUUUUGGACACCUGCCUUGAUGAUGAUUUGUUUAAAUACAUUGUUA